Molecule: messenger RNA, 1612 nt
Organism: Musca vetustissima
Lineage: Eukaryota; Metazoa; Arthropoda; Insecta; Diptera; Muscidae
Product: cytochrome P450 CYP12A2-like
Exons: 5
Coding region: 1-1608 (535 amino acids)
Molecular function (GO): iron ion binding; monooxygenase activity; heme binding
Source: RefSeq, a predicted model, not a curated record
AUGAAGUUCAUACCCACUGGUUGGAAAACUGGGUGGCGUAGUCGUUCAACAAUUGCCGCCACAGCUGAAGAGAUAAAUACUACGUCAAACAAUGCCGUCAACAGUCAAGUGGAAUGGGAACAGGCGAAACCAUUUGAUGAAAUGCCCACAAUGAGUACAUUCCAAUUCUUGAAGAAUUUUCUACCGGGUGGAAAAUAUGCCAAAUUGGAUUCAUCACAAAUGAUGUUGGCUUUGAAGGAGGAUAUGGGUCCAAUUGGCCGCAUCAAAGUUUCGCCGGGCAAACCUUUCACGGUGUUCACACAUAAUCCCCAAGAUUUUGAAAUGGCUUUACGCAAUGAAGGUAUUUGGCCAGUACGUCCUGGUUCUGAGGCUAUGUACUAUCAUCGUAAUGUACAUCGUGCUGAAAUCUUUCAGGGUGUUGAGGGUCUAAUCGGAACACAAGGCGAAAAAUGGGGCACAUUCCGAUCGACUGUAAAUCCAGUUCUAAUGCAACCCAAGAAUGUACGCCUAUACUUCCAGAAAAUGUCUCAGGUCAAUAAGGAAUUUAUGGAAAGAAUUCGACAAAUUCGUGAUCCCAAAACAUUGGAAGUUCCCUCCACAUUCGAAGAAGAAAUCAAUCGUUGGACCCUGGAGUCGGUGUCUGUCGUAGCAUUGGACAAACAGUUGGGGUUGAUUAGUAAAAAUCGUGAUAAUCCCACAGCGAAACGUAUGUUCCAGGCCCUAACCGAUUUCUUUACCUAUUCUCUGGAAAUUGAAUUUAAGCCAUCGAUAUGGAAAUACUACAAGACUCCGACAUUUAAAAAGCUAAUGAAAAGUUUAGAUGAAAUAACGGAUAUUACAAAGGGUUUUGUGGAGGAGGCCAUCGAUCGGCUGGAGGAGGAACGUAAAAAUGGAGUACCUGAAAAGCCGGACAAUGAGAAAAGUGUUUUGGAGAAACUGAUUAAAAUCGAUAAGAAAAUUGCCAUGGUUAUGGCCAUGGAUAUGUUGAUGGCUGGGGUGGAUACGACUUCAACCACCUUUACCGGGUUGCUUUUGUGUCUGGCCAAGAAUCCCGAGAAACAAGAAAAGUUACGCGAGGAAGUUAGGAGACUCUUACCCCACAAAGAUUCCGAAUUCAAUGAAGCUGUAUUGAAAAACAUGCCCUAUUUACGGGCUUGCAUAAAAGAGUCAUUGAGAGUAUAUCCUUUGGCAAUUGGUAAUGCCAGAGAACCCAUAAAUGAUGUUGUGCUGAGUGGUUAUCGUGUACCCAAAGGAACACAAGUAUCAAUGAUAUCUACCUCCCUACUAAAUGAUGAUAAUCAUUAUCCCAGAGCUAAAGAAUAUUUGCCAGAACGUUGGCUACGACCUUCCAAGGAGACUGAGGGUACUGCAGAAUGUCCCCAUGCAUUGAAGGCUAGCAGUCCAUUUAUUUAUUUACCAUUUGGUUUUGGUUCACGCAGCUGUAUUGGUCGUCGUAUUGUUGAAAUGGAACUGGAAUUGGGUAUUGCUCGUUUGAUUCGUAAUUUCCAUGUGGAAUUUAAUUAUUCCACUGAGAACGCUUUUAAGAGUUUGCUGAUUAAUGUUCCCAAUAUUCCAUUGAAAUUUAAAUUUACUGAUGUUAGUGAUUAGGAAA